AUGAUUUGUAAUAUUAUAGACAUUGCAUUCAGCUCAACACCAUAAAAAGGAAGGAUAUCCUAAGCUAAUACAACAGCUUCACCUGCAAGUUCAAGCGAUUCCUCCUUCGACUCCAAAUACAUGCCUAAAUUAUAAAUACCCAGACCAUAGUUGAGUUCAGAAGAGAAGUUUGAAGCUUCUUUAUGUGCAUUUGGUAUCAUCUUCAUAUCAUGAGACUUUAAACUGCUUAUGCCUGAUGAAGGGAGUCUUUAAAACCAAAAAUUACUUUUUUAAGAACUCAUAGAAAUGAAGUUCUUGUUUGAUUGUGAUGAAAAGCUAUUGUAUUAAAAAAUGAACACACUGUAUUACAACCUUGACAUUUGUGAAGAGAAUGUAAUUAUUAAUUUCUUAAUCCAGAUUCUUUAUGAUGACAGAACCACCCUAAUGUUAAAAAAUAUACCUAAAUACAUGAGACCAAGCGAUUUAAGAAACCUUCUAAACAAAGACUUCAAAUCAUAAUUUGAUUUUCUAUACCUUCCAUCCGACAACAAUGUAAUUAUUAAUUAAUCAGAUAAGAAUGAAGGAAAUUUAGGGUAUGCAUUUGUCAAUUUUAUUUCCCCAGAAAUUGUAUUGAGGUUUUUCAAAAAAUACAAUAACAAUAAAUGGAGUAUAAAUGAUAAAGUAGACUAAGAUAUUAAUUAUAAAAGCAAAUUUGUUAAUUGAAGUAUGCUAAAUUGCAGGGGCGAAGAGAUUUGAUGAACUAAAUGGACGAAUGAUGCCAAAGGC
Messenger RNA from Paramecium octaurelia, 765 nucleotides. The record is from the annotation of a GenBank genome assembly. NCBI's taxonomy places the organism in Eukaryota, Ciliophora, Oligohymenophorea, Peniculida, Parameciidae.